Molecule: messenger RNA, 483 nt
Organism: Coregonus clupeaformis (lake whitefish)
Lineage: Eukaryota; Metazoa; Chordata; Actinopteri; Salmoniformes; Salmonidae
Product: serine protease 27-like
Exons: 3
Coding region: 1-483 (160 amino acids)
Biological process (GO): proteolysis
Molecular function (GO): serine-type endopeptidase activity
Source: RefSeq, a predicted model, not a curated record
AUGUAUGUUAUGACAAUCGUGUGUGGAAACCCUCCUCUUAACACCAGGAUCAUGGGGGGUCAGGAUGCUCUUGCAGGGAGUUGGCCAUGGCAGGCCAGUCUUCGCAGAUUCGGCAACCAUUGUUGUGGGGGAUCCCUCAUCAACAAAGGGUGGGUGGUGUCUGCUUCUCACUGCUUCCCCAGCACCAGUACAUCAAAUUUGGUGGUCUCCUUGGGUCGUCAGAGCCAGCAGGGCUCCAACCCCAACGAGGUGAGCAAGACGGUCGCUCAGAUCAUCCGCCACCCCAACUACACCAGUAGUACCAGUGACAACGACAUGUGUCUGCUGAAGCUCUCCUCCCCCGUGACUUUUACCAACUACAUCCAGCCAGUCUGCCUGGCAGCACCAGGUAGCUCCUUCUAUGCUGGCACUACUAGCUGGGUCACCGGCUGGGGAACCACCAACACUGACAACAUCACACUCCCGAGUGGCGCAGUGGUCUAA